GAUGUUCCGCACCCUUAAUCGUCAUUCAGCUGCGAAAUAUUUUUGUUUACUUGUUCAGAUUCAAAAUAAAUCAGCAUCGAUUACGUAUCAUUAUUUAAACAAGGCCAACAGAAGGGUACCCGAGGUGGUUCAGGUGCCGAUAGCCGUUUCAUUCCACCGCACCAGUGAGAGUGAAGUAGUGCUGCCCAUCUAGCUAGCUCCCCGCUUUGUGCGAUCUGGACUAUUUACCUCCUAUACAGGAUCGUAGCGGAUAAACAUUCCUGCCACCUGUACUGUCACGGCUGCCCAAAAUACGAUCACCGCACUCUCAUCCACGGUAUUAAACUCAAUCACGUCACAACGAGUCAUAAAUAGAAGUCAAUUGGCAGAAAUUACAUAAGCGCACACCGCCAUCCAUUCAACUGCUGCGUGCGAUUGAUAAAGACUCGGUUUUGGCCAGUUAUUGCACUCUUCCACCCGGAAGGAAAUCUUAUCAGUUUCGUAGACAGACAGCAGUCAAUCACCCGAGAUGGCAGCCACGCUAGGACGUAAGCUUAUCGACAGCUUGAAGAGCAAGGAGUUCCGGGAGUAUCUGAUGAGCACCCAUUUCUGGGGACCAGUGGCCAAUUGGGGUAUUCCGAUUGCGGCUAUCGCCGACUUUAAGAAGGAUCCGAAAAUAAUCUCCGGCACGAUGACCACUGCCCUCUGCCUUUAUUCGCUGAUAUUUAUGCGCUUUGCUUGGAAGGUCCAGCCUAGGAACAUGCUUCUGUUCGGUUGUCAUAUCACAAAUUUUACCGCUCAAACCGUGCAAGGAGUACGUUGCAUUAAUUAUAACCUGUCCAAAAAGGACGAAGAAAAAGUCAAGAUAUAACGUUGUCUCGUGAUAGCGAAGGAUUUUUUGUGUAUGGGAUUGUGGAAUAACUCGAAAGAGUUUUUUUUUUUAUAUAGGACAAAAUUGUAACCAAGCACAACGUGUUAAUUUGAACGUGCUAAAUCGGUAGUUUUCCUAGAAGUAUACGAACACGCUUAAGUAGGGUGCUUUAUUCAUUUUUGUUUUGCUUGGGAUAUCUGUUGUGUGUUUUAGAACUUAGAAAUGGUAGAACAAUUUGAAUUUUAUGAACAAUUGGUUUUAAGUCAGACCGGAUUGAUUUAGAGAAAAAAACGAGGUUGUAGUUUGAGUGACAGCAUCCUUUACGUUAUAAUUUGAAAAGAAUUUUUUCCAUAAUUCUUGCUUAUUGUAAUAUAUUUAAAAUCUGGUGAAAGUUGAACUUAGCUGAAGAAAUUCUUUAUCCAGUGCUAUCAUUACUGAUUUUUUAAAAUUUUGCCAUUUAGUCUGGUCUGACUUAACACCGACCAAUUAAGAAACAACAGAUGAAAGCAGCUAUCACCAAUAGAAAACUAGAAAAUCAACAUUCUCUUCAGGAGUGGUACAAUUAAGUACAUGCACAUUUGUAGAACUCGUGUUUGAACUGCACUAGAAAUGUAUUAGACCUACAAAGUAAAUUUCGCGUUGUUUGAAAUACCUCAUGAAAUCAGUUCAGCCAAAUAAAGGAAAAUAUCACUAGCCAAUAAUUGUGGAAUGCUCACAAACUGAAUAAUGUGUUCUGAAUAUUUUUCUUUCAAGAAUAGUUCCAUCAUCAUUUUCUUCAGUAAAUCAUAAAUCUGGAACAACUAUAGCUUUUCUCAUUUAAGUUAUUUAAAUUUAUAUUGAAAAUAUCCCAUUACUACUGGCGGAAAAAGUGCAAAUAAAAAACAUUUAUAAAACGAGUCGUACCUGUAUGCGAAUCGAUAUACGUAUAUUUUCUGAAAGAUUGUUUUUACAUGUGAAUUCGAAUGAUUACAUAAACAAUUAUAGAAGUUAAA
Topomyia yanbarensis is the source of this 1842-nucleotide messenger RNA. It is a transcript of the gene Mpc1, whose product is annotated as mitochondrial pyruvate carrier 1. The coding region runs from base 509 to 850 and encodes 113 amino acids. The transcript is spliced from 4 exons. The record is from RefSeq and is a predicted model, not a curated record. Gene Ontology annotation, biological process: pyruvate import into mitochondria. NCBI's taxonomy places the organism in Eukaryota, Metazoa, Arthropoda, Insecta, Diptera, Culicidae. Gene Ontology annotation, cellular component: mitochondrial inner membrane.